AUGAAGGCCAUCGUCGUUACUUCCCCGGGGCAGGCCAGCCUUGUCACUGAUCGGCCUCUCCCUAAACCAAGGGACGAGUACAUGCUAGUCAAGACGGUUAGUGUCGCCCUGAACCCGACCGACUGGGUGCACAUUAAGCACAUCGCCGACGCUGGUUCUCUCAUUGGCUGCGACUAUGCUGGAAUCGUCGAAGAGGUCGGCACUGGCAUCAAAAAGCCUUUCAAGAAGGGCGAUCGCGUUUACGGCUUUGUCCACGGCGGCAACUCGGUCCAGCAUGAGGAUGGCGCGUUUGCCGAGUACAUCAUGGUCAAGGGCGAUGUCAGCAACAUCAUCCCCGACAACCUGAGCUUCCAAGAGGCGGCCACGCUGGGGGUCGGUGUAGCAACUGUCGGCCAGAGCCUGUACCAGAGCCUGAAGUUGAACCUGCCAAGCGCACCGAUCACCAAACCCGUCCCUCUCCUCAUCUACGGCGGAUCCACGGCUACUGGCACGCUCGCCAUCCAGUUUGCCAAGCUCUCCGGGUACCAGGUCAUCGCGACGGCAUCACCCCACAACUUUGAUCUGCUGAAGUCUCUUGGAGCCGACGCUGUCUUCAACUCUCGAGACUCCGCAGCUGGUGAGGAGAUCCGCAAGUUCACCAACAACAAUCUGAAAUUGGUCCUUGACACGAUUGCCACCGAGUCCGCUGCCAAGUUCUGCGACGACGCCAUUUCCACUGAAGGCGGAGACUACUCUUCCCUUCUUGCGAUCAAGAUUGAGAGGGAGAAUGUCAAGGAUCGCUGGACCCUUGGAUACACCAUCUUUGGCGAAGACUUUGAGGCUUUCGGGCAAGGUUAA
This is a messenger RNA of Verticillium alfalfae VaMs.102, 837 nucleotides long. RefSeq names its product TOXD. The coding region runs from base 1 to 837 and encodes 278 amino acids. Gene Ontology annotation, molecular function: oxidoreductase activity, acting on NAD(P)H. The record is from RefSeq and is a predicted model, not a curated record. The transcript is spliced from 2 exons. NCBI's taxonomy places the organism in Eukaryota, Fungi, Ascomycota, Sordariomycetes, Glomerellales, Plectosphaerellaceae.